Messenger RNA from Crotalus tigris (Tiger rattlesnake), 641 nucleotides. RefSeq names its product sperm protamine P1-like. The coding region runs from base 54 to 446 and encodes 130 amino acids. The record is from RefSeq and is a predicted model, not a curated record. The transcript has 8 exons. NCBI's taxonomy places the organism in Eukaryota, Metazoa, Chordata, Lepidosauria, Squamata, Viperidae.
GUCAUCAGGACAACUUCAUUACUUGGAAGAGCAAAGAGUAGAAGAGAGGCAAGAUGUUCCAUCCAUUGGUUGCUUGUUUUUUUGUGGUGGCAUUCGGACAAUUUCUGGCUGCUGUUGAGGAGGUUUCUGACUUGCUAGAUUCAGCAAAAAAGGACCUUAAGGAAAAACAUGAACUUGUGGAGAAAAAAGGAGCUGAACUCCAAGAGGUUGCUAGCCCGCAUCUUCUAGCAUUAAAUAAUCGUCUGAAACAUAUGGUGAAAAGAGCUGCUGACGAGGAAAUGGGACAAGGACAAAACGAGCAGGAAGCAGGAAGAGGAAAAGGAAAGGGGAAAGGAAGAGGAAAGGGGAAAGGAAGAGGAAAAGGAAAGGGGAGAGGGAAAGGAAAAAAAGGGAAAGGAAAUGACGCUCAGGGUCAAGAAAUGCAACAGCCUGAUUCCCAAGAGUAAGCGCUUCGGGUGUUGCCAGUGUGGGAAGGAAGACCGAGCUGCUAGACAAAGUCCUCCUCUCCUCCAAAUUAGAAGCAAGAACUCACCUGGUGAAAUGCAUCAAAAAAUAGGGGUGGUGGUGGGUGUAGUGACUGUUUAUUUUCUGUCUGCUGGGUUUGGGGAGCUUUCAAUGACAAUAAAGUCAGAGUAGCAUCC